AAAAAAAGCUAAACCCCUAAUCCCCUAAACCCUUCACAUAGCACAAUUCCUAUUCGUCUUCGUUCGUUAUUGAUCUCUCGCUUCUCCUUCGCACUCUUCUUUGCUGUUUGUUCUCAAUACUUCAGAUUAAGCUUGUUAAUCACAAUUGCGGCGCCGUUUUUUACUUUUCAAAGCCGAUACAUUUUAUCGUACCAUGUUACAUUUCAUCUAUGGCCAGGUUUAGAUUACCUCGUACCAGUUUCUGUCGUGUUUCUUCCUUCUCCUCUAUUUCCUUCAAACCCCAUUUGCAAAAUGACAACUUUUCUGAUACAAAACAACAACUUACUUCAUUGUGUUCCAAAGGGCACAUAAAAGAAGCCUUCGAAAGCUUCAUAUUCAAGAUAUGGACAGAACCACGUUUGUUCUCAAUUCUCAUCCAAUCAUGUAUUCGUACAAACUCUCUUUCUUUAGGAAAACAGCUUCAUUCUUUGAUUUUCACUUCUGGGUGUUCCUCAGACAAGUUUAUUUCCAAUCACAUUCUUAAUCUCUACUCAAAAUUUGGUGAGCUUCAUGCUGCUGUUAAACUGUUUGAUCAAAUGCCGAGGAGGAACAUUAUGUCGUGUAAUAUUAUGAUCAAGGCAUAUCUUGAAAUGGGGAAGACUGAGAAUGCCAAGAUGUUGUUUGAUGAAAUGGCUGAGAGGAAUGUUGCUACGUGGAAUGCGAUGGUUACUGGGUUGAUCAAGUUUGGAGCAAAUGAAGAGUCUUUGUUAUUUUUUUCGAGGAUGAAUGGGCUGGGUUUUGUUCCGGAUGAGUAUUCAUUUGGUAGUGUGCUUAGGGGAUGUGCACAUUUGAGAGCUUUGUUUGCAGGGCAACAAGUUCAUGCUUAUGUUGUGAAAUGUGGGUUUGAGUUUAAUUCGGUUGUUGGAUGCUCUUUGGCUCAUAUGUAUAUGAAAGCUGGAAGCUUGCGUGACGGGGAGAGAAUUAUCAGAUGGAUGCCGAAUUGUAAUUUGGUUGCUUGGAAUACACUUAUGGCUGGGAAAGCUCAAAGUAGGUACUUUGAGGGAGUUCUGGAUCAUUACUGUAUGAUGAAAAUGGCAGGAUUUAGACCUGAUAGGAUUACUUUUGUGAGUGUUAUCAGUUCAUGUUCGGAGUUAGCCACCCUUUGUCAAGGGAAGCAGAUUCACGCUGAAGCAAUCAAAGCAGGAGCUAGUUCUGUAGUUUGUGUAAUUAGUUCAUUGGUUAGUAUGUACUCUAAAUGUGGAAGUUUGCAAGAUUCCGUCAAAGCAUUUUCUGAAUGUGAAGAGCGAGAUGUUGUAUUAUGGAGCUCAAUGAUUGCGGCUUAUGGGUUUCAUGGUCAAGGGGAAAAAGCCAUCAAGCUAUUCAAUGAUAUGGAGCAGAAGAAUUUGGCGGGAAAUGAAGUUACGUUCUUGAGUUUGCUAUAUGCUUGUAGUCAUUGUGGACUGAAGGAUAAAGGGCUUGAUUUCUUUGACAUGAUGGUAGAGAAGUAUGGACUCGAGGCUAGACUAGAACACUAUACUUGUGUGGUUGACCUACUAGGCAGGUCUGGUUGUUUAGACGAGGCAGAGACCAUGAUAAGAUCCAUGCCUGUAAGAGAAGAUGCAAUUAUAUGGAAAACAUUAUUAUCUGCAUGUAAACUCCACAAGAAUGAAGAAAUGGCAAAAAGGGUUGCUGAAGAAGUUCUUAGGAUUGAUCCUCAAGACUCAGCUUCAUAUGUUCUACUUGCUGGUAUUCAUGCUUCAGCCAAUAGGUGGCAGAAUGUUUCUGAGGUGAGGAGAGCCAUGAAAGAUAAGAUGGUGAAGAAAGAGCCAGGCAUAAGCUGGGUAGAAGUGAAGAAUCAGGUUCACCAGUUCCAUAUGGGUGAUGAUUCCCACCCAAAGUCUGUGGAGAUUAAUCGGUAUAUGGAAGAAUUAACUUCAGAAAUGAAGAUGCGGGGCUAUGUGCCUGAUAUUAGCGCUGUCUUGCAUGACAUGGACAAUGAGGAAAAAGAAUACAACUUGACACACCACAGCGAGAAAAUAGCUAUUGCUUUUGCUUUAAUGACCAUCCCAAAAGGAGAGCCAAUAAGAGUGAUGAAAAACUUGCGGGUUUGUGGUGACUGUCAUGUUGCAAUCAAGUACAUAUCAGAGAUUAAAAACAGAGAAAUUAUUGUGCGAGAUUCAAGCAGGUUUCACCAUUUCAAACAUGGGGUAUGUUCUUGUGGAGAUUAUUGGUAAUUCUAUUCCUUACUUUCCAUCUUGGAACUCCUUCAAGAUCUUGCAGCGCUUGCAAGUAAGAUAUACUAUGAUCAAGUUCUUGCUAUGGCUCCACGGCUAAUCAAUUUCCUUCUCAUUUAUUGUUGUUGCCAAAAUUUGGAAGAACUCGGUCCAGCAAAAAUUUAAAUGAACACUCAAAAUUUGGAAGAACCUCGGAUGUUUCCAAGAAGACUUGAUCACUCUCACGAGCAAGGUGGGGAUAGAGUACCUGCAAUAACUUUGAGAUCAAAUCACUUAUCGAUACCCUCACUUUGUGUUCUCAUAUAACAGUUGAGUGAGAGGUUAUUAGAUAAAUGCAUAGGAAACAUGUUAGUAGUGAGUGGUUGUAUCCCUGUAAUUAAAUUACUACUGAUAACUGGGCAUGACCACCGAGAAACAUACAUGAUGUGGACUCCACUCGGUUGUGACAAAACAUUACUAUAUAUAGUCAGUCUACCUUCCAUGAAAGGGCAAUUGUUGCAAAAACUAAAAAAUGGAUGAAGGACAUGUUGAUUGGAGAUGGAAUUCUUAAUUCAGCCAUAUCAGAUAUACCAAACUAUGAAAACAAAUGGAAAAAUCAUUUUAUACGAUGAGAAAACAAGCACGAUGUUGUUUAUAUAACUGGGGCUGGAAGGUUCUUCGAUGACAUUACAUAUUACUUGAUACUAAAAGACUCGGCAAAAAUAUGGAUUUAAAAAAAAGGAAGCUUAAGAGGGAGCAACUGGCAAGAAACUGAUCUCAGUAUCCUACUUUGAAAACUAGUUUUCCCUCUUACAUGGUUGAUUUGAACAAGCCGCUGCCAUAUGAAUAACUCAAGUCGUUCACAUUCACGCUAUGCUUUUUAUCGUUCUAUUCCAGCAUUGCAGCAUGGGAAAGCACAGGGGUGUAUGCCAACCUGCUGUCACGGUUGCAGCACAGAGUACCACUGUCAAGGAAGUGAUCUUUGAUAUUUGCUGUCAUGAAGAGAAAGACGUGUCUGGGAAAAUUGCUAUGUUGAUAUGGGUUAUAUGGAGUAAUAGAAAUAAUUGGGUAUAGAAUGGAGAGAAGGAAAUAGCACAGCAACUUGGUAACAAAGCCUUGCGGUUAUGGGAGGAAUGGCUAGCUGCUCAAAUUAUGCGAAAUCGAGCUACACAAAUUCUGCCACGGAACAGCAGCAGACGCAGUGGCAUAAACCGAAUUUUGGUUGGUUUAAAUGUAAUGUUGACGCGGGAUUUCACAAUGUGGAAGGAAAGACAAGCUCGGGGUUGUGCGUUCGUGAUCAUGAUGGUCGGUUUGUAGUGGCAGGUACCUCGUGGACGUAUAGGCCUCUCAAAUGUCAUUUUUGAAACCGACUCCAUAAGUAUUGUGGAUGCAAUCCAUCAUCGACUCAUUCACUCAAUGAUAUUUCUGAAUUUAGUUCUUUAAUUGUAAUGAUUAAUAAUGUAUUGUACUUGUUCAAAAAAAAUAAAAUAAUGUAUUGUUAGCUUAUGCGAUAGAGUAAUAAUUUUUGUAUGAACGAGGCAGUGCAGUCAUUAUAUUAUUUCUGUGUGCAUUGACUGAUUAGUGCUAUGCAAUAUGCUUUUGUC
This is a messenger RNA of Trifolium pratense (red clover), 3796 nucleotides long. Its product is annotated as pentatricopeptide repeat-containing protein At2g41080. The transcript is spliced from 3 exons. Bases 210 to 2213 code for a protein of 667 amino acids. Gene Ontology annotation, biological process: RNA modification. Lineage: Eukaryota; Viridiplantae; Streptophyta; Magnoliopsida; Fabales; Fabaceae. Gene Ontology annotation, molecular function: protein binding; zinc ion binding; RNA binding. The record is from RefSeq and is a predicted model, not a curated record.